UAAAGUGCAUGAGCACAGAACGACCAACAAAAAAACAACCCACACUCAGCUUAAAGACUUCGCACUUUUUAACUGUAAGCCUGGCUCACUCACCAACCUGUAGAUUUGACUGAUGACACUGAGGGUUCAGAUGAAUAUCUUGGCGAUCAUUGUCCUUACAGUUACGGCUGUUGGUCCUCUUAGUGCACGAGCAGCCGUACUUGACGAUCAUGAUGGACCUAGUACUGGCACCGCAUGCUCUUGGCAGUCGUGCGGGGGGACCCCGUGCCCAGAAACCCGUGUUAUAAAGACCAGAACUUGCAACUUGACCAUUGGUGGCCGCACGUCGACUCAGUACUGUUGUCACUCUUAGUAGCAGUGAGAAAGCAUGAUUCGGAGCGCAAAGUAGGGAUGAACUUCAACAAUUC
Messenger RNA from Suillus bovinus, 407 nucleotides. RefSeq lists its product as uncharacterized. The transcript is spliced from 2 exons. NCBI's taxonomy places the organism in Eukaryota, Fungi, Basidiomycota, Agaricomycetes, Boletales, Suillaceae. The record is from RefSeq and is a predicted model, not a curated record. The coding region runs from base 113 to 352 and encodes 79 amino acids.